AUAUUGACACAUGCCAUCCUUUGAUAAGUUUCUAACUCUUGUUAAUUCUGGUUAGGUUUUGUAUUAUGAUCCGGAUCUGGGAGGUGAACCAAUGAAUUUUCUGGAUGUUUUUCUGUACAGCCAAGCUUUGGAGGGAAUAGCAAUAUCUAUGAUUCUUGAAGCACCAAAUGAAGAGGAAGUUUCUCUACUCCUGGAAUUGUUUGGGUUUUGUCUUACUGGAGGGAAAGAAGUUCAUAAUGCUAUAGUGAGCAGUAUACAGGAUCUUGCAAAAGCUUUUUCAGGAUACCAAGAUGAAGUACUAGUAAGGGCCUGGAAUGUUUUGGUACACGUUGGGGAUUUAACUGUUAAAUGUGCAAGUUUGAGAAAACCCUAUGGAUGUAAAUCAGUACAAUAGUUUUUUGGCGGGUGG
Camellia sinensis is the source of this 409-nucleotide messenger RNA. The record is from RefSeq and is a predicted model, not a curated record. Lineage: Eukaryota; Viridiplantae; Streptophyta; Magnoliopsida; Ericales; Theaceae.